Messenger RNA from Nicrophorus vespilloides, 2026 nucleotides. RefSeq names its product rac GTPase-activating protein 1-like. The record is from RefSeq and is a predicted model, not a curated record. The coding region runs from base 121 to 1989 and encodes 622 amino acids. Gene Ontology annotation, biological process: signal transduction. Lineage: Eukaryota; Metazoa; Arthropoda; Insecta; Coleoptera; Silphidae. The transcript has 8 exons.
UUACCCGCGUAUGUAGUUUCAACGGCAUUAACUGUCAUUUUGAAGUUUAAAUUUUAUACAUUUCUACAACGAUUAUAGUGUUAUAUACUUAUUGUUUUAAUUAAGUAAAAGCAAAGGAGAAUGUGUGAUUUUAACACACCAAAGGCGGCUGCACAUUUGCAGCAUGCUUUCAAAACACCAAUAACAGAAUAUUACACGCCAAGAAGUGAAAUGUCUGAUAGUGAGGAAAGCACCAACAGUUGUGGAGAUUAUGUUCCAUCCAAUGGAGGCCGAGAAUUGUCUUUGGUCGCUGAAUAUGAUGAAAUAGUUCGUUUAUUAAAAACCCAGAGAAAUGAUGAAGUUGAAGAUGCAUUCCUUGAUUUCACAAGGCAAGCUGAAGAUAUGGCAAAACAAUUGAAAAUUGCUGCACAGGAAUGUCACAGAUUGCAGCAGCAAUUGGACCUAAAGAUUCAUGAGUCUAGUGACUUGGAAAGCAAAUUGAAUCAUGCUCGUAAAAUGAUAGACCAGGAGAAGAGGUACAGCCGCAAAGUGGAAGAUGAAAGAGACUACUUGGAAGAACAAAUAAGUAGAGUGAAAGAGUUUUUGCAUAGAGAUGGAAGACUUGGGGAGGAUGCAAGACAGAAAUUGUCAUUUUUGAAUACUGUUGCUGCACCUUGUUGGGACCCAAACUCAAGCCAUCAAGGGCAACGUUUGAGUGCAAUUAAUGAAGUCAAUACAACAGGUUCAUUAUUAUCAGACUUUAGUUAUUCCAAAUCGGAGGAUGAUUUAGAUGUGUCUGCUUUACAUGCUGGAAAGGGAUGGAAAAAGCAUAGGCCUAGUAUGGAUCAGUUGCCAGAACCUGCACAGAAGAAAAGGAGAUCAUCUAAUAAUAAAGUUGUGGAGAUUACUAAUGCAGAUAGUAUUAGAGCAACAACAACAUUAACAGUGCCAAAACAUGGCCCUAUCACAGCUACAUCCAUAAUUCAAACCAUUCCAAACCAAAAAGAAAAGGAUAAUGUUGAUUCUGGCAAUCUUUGGAAGACCAAUCCAAUUAUACAUAACAAUAAUUUAAGACAGCAUGUAUUGCAAAGCAAGACUAUAGUAAUGCCAGAUACUUGUGUGUCUUGUGAAAAGAGACUGAGAUUUGGAAAGUCUGCAUUGAAGUGUAAAGAUUGCAGAGCCACUUGCCAUCCUGAAUGUAAAGGAAAUUUGCCAUUGCCAUGUGUGCCUUAUGUUAAUACACCUACACAAAAGAAUAUAUUGGGAUUCAUUAGCGACUACACACCAACAACAACUCCAAUGGUUCCAGCACUGAUUAUGCAUUGUUUGAAUGAAAUAGAGCAGAAAGGUUUAAUGGAAAUCGGACUUUACAGGAUUCCCGGUUCAGAACGAGAUGUUAAACAGUUGAAGGAAAAAUUCUUAAGGGGAAAAGGAUCGCCUUGUUUGAAUCAAGUUGAUGUUCAUGUCAUCUGCGGCACAGUCAAGGAUUUCCUUAGAUCUUUGCAAGAACCUUUGAUCACUUUGAAUUUAUGGCACGAUUUUGUUAGGAGCGUUGAACAAGAGCAAGAAAACAUCGCCAGUUCCUUGUAUCAAGUAAUUUCGGAAUUACCGCAACCUAAUAGGGAUACCCUAGCAUACAUGAUUUUGCAUUUAAAAAGAAUUGGAGAUUCCAAGGAAUGUAAAAUGCCAAUUUCUAAUCUAUCGAAAAUAUUUGGACCCACUAUUGUUGGUUAUUCCUCAUCUGAUCCAGACCCUGAGUUAUUAUUGAAAGAGACGCGUCAACAGAAUAUGGUAAUGGAGCAUUUGAUGAAUUUACCGACCGAUUAUUGGGCUGCAUUUAUUAACAACAACAAUGAGUAUUUGAGAACACCCAAGUUACAGCAGACCCCAAGCACGGAUUCGCUAUUGAGACCAUCAAGUAAAGCAAUGUUUACACCCAAUUUUGUUAGGAGCAACACCAAGAGGAAGCAAAAACAGUUUUUCCAAACGCCACCCAAUUACAAGAAUUAAUAUAAUUUAUUUUUCUUACAGGUUUAUGCAUUUUAUU